AUGUGGCUUGCAGUUCAAGGUCGUCUCCUAACUCUGGAUGGGAGAUCAAUGGCAAGACAUGAGAAUGUUUGUGCCCUUUGCAAUGUCAAACCGGAAUCUCACUAUCACCUGUUCUUCUCUUGCGAAUUCACAUCUCCAAUUUGGUCCUUCUUCAAGGCAAAGUGUAGGGUCACUAUUGCAGCCCUACCGUGGCCAGAGAUUGUUUUGGCAUUCAGUAACCAGUGGUCCUCUCCACCCCCAUUGAAUCUUCUUAGGAAGCUCUGCCUCGCAGCUCUGGUGUACCACAUUUGGGAGGAGAGAAAUGCUCGUAUCUUUCGUGGGGGCAAGUUAUCCCAAAAUUCGAUUCGAUCCAGGGUUUCCAAUAGUAUUACCUCAAUCCUGAAAUUGGGGAUUUUCAGGAACUCCAUCGCUGCUCAUCACGUCCUCAAGGACUGGGACCUUCCUCCCUCUUGUCGUCGUCCUCCGCCGCGGCCGCCGGACUGA
Molecule: messenger RNA, 483 nt
Organism: Cornus florida
Lineage: Eukaryota; Viridiplantae; Streptophyta; Magnoliopsida; Cornales; Cornaceae
Exons: 1
Coding region: 1-483 (160 amino acids)
Source: RefSeq, a predicted model, not a curated record